Messenger RNA from Bufo bufo (common toad), 2438 nucleotides. RefSeq names its product neuronal pentraxin-1-like. Lineage: Eukaryota; Metazoa; Chordata; Amphibia; Anura; Bufonidae. The transcript is spliced from 5 exons. Bases 152 to 1852 code for a protein of 566 amino acids. The record is from RefSeq and is a predicted model, not a curated record.
CAGAGGGAGGUGACAUUAGAAAUGCAGCAAAUCAGAUUUUAAAAUCCUUUGAAUGUCAUUCAUCAACUAAGAAGGACAACUGAAGCAUUGGAAGACCAAGAGGAAGUCAAAAGCGACUAAAUUUAUAGCUUCUCUGAAUUCCUCAGAUAAAAUGAAGCUUUUCAUACUUUCUGUGCUACUUUAUGCUUUCCUGGUCAGAAAUUGCUUGGGAGAAUAUUCUCCUCCAAAAUUUGUUUGCACCCCAAUGCCUUUAGAUAUGGACUGCCAGCCAAACAUGCAGCGUCAUAGUGCAGGUAGUGGAGGGCACUGGGUUGGCAUGCAAGAAGAAGCAAAGGAAACCAUUCUACAUCUCCGUGAGACAGUUGUUCACCAGAAGGAAACAAUACUAGAUCAGAGGGAGACAAUCAGAGAGCUAAAUGUGAAACUUAGUCGUUGUGAAGGUUAUCCUCAUAGUAGAGGACAUGAAGAAGGCUAUGGUCAUUCUUCUGAGCAUGGAAAAGAAAGAGAACAUGGGCAUGAGGAACCUUUUGGACAUGAGAGUGCACAUGGGCAUGAAAGCACACAUGGACAGGAAAGUGGACAUGGACAUGAAAGAGAACAUGGUCCCAAAAGGGAACAUGGUCAUGAGUUGGAAGAGGGGCAUGAAAGAGAACAUGGGCAUGAGAGAGAACAUGGACCAAAAAGAGAACAUGGCCAUGAAUGGGAACAAAGGCAUGAGCGGGAGAAUGGCCAUGAACGAGAACAUGGUCAUGAAUGGGAAGAGAGGCAUGAGCGGGAGAAUGGCCAUGAACGAGAACAUGGCCAUGACAGAGAAUAUCCUCACAGUUAUGAUGAUGUACAUGGACAUAUAAGAGAUCAUGAAUAUCAUCAUCUCACCAACCGGGAACAGCCAGCACAUGACUCACAUUACCGCAAACCAAGUGCUCCACCAAACACAAUGGAAGACCCCCCAGAGGUGACUUCACCUAGUGCUCUUCAAAUGGAAAGAAUGCUGGAAUCACUGAAGGACAGACUGGAACAUUUACAGAGAAACAGAAACUCCAGUCUCUUUUCCACAUCUUUAAGAGACACCCUCCAAAAGAAGAUCAGUAUCUUGGAACAUCAGCUCCAUGAAAAGCGUAACACAUCAGAGCACCAUGAUAAAGACCAUGAUCAGGAGCAUGAAGACCAUGGUAGACACAAGAUGGACAGUGCACUACAUGGGAAUGGUAAAGGACAUAAAGCAGACAAGAAGUCUAAUGAUUUCAGAGUCAGUUUCCCUCUCAGAACAAGUUAUAUGUAUGCCAAGGUGAAACGGACGCUUCACCACGAGAUCUUUGCGUUCACCAUCUGCUUAUGGUUGAAGUCCAAUUCAUCCCCUGGCAUGGGCACACCUUUUUCCUAUUCUGUUCCAGGCCAGGCCAAUGAAGUGGUGCUUAUUGAGUGGGGAAACAACCCCAUGGAAUUGCUUAUUAAUGACAAGGCUGCAACUCUACCACUGGCCAUCAAUGAUGCUAAGUGGCACCAUGUUUGCGUUACAUGGUCUUCCAGGGAUGGAUUAUGGGAGUCAUACCUGGAUGGUGUAAGACGUGGAAAUGGUGAAAACUUGGCACCUUGGCAUCCAAUAAAACCGGGUGGAGUAUUUAUUUUGGGACAAGAACAGGAUACCUUGGGAGGAAGGUUUGAUGCUACACAAGCCUUUGUGGGAGAAAUUUCCGACUUUAACAUGUGGAGCCACAUCUUAACACCUAGUGAGAUUUACAAGCUGGCAACCUGUGCUGUCUAUUCCACUGGCGACGUCAUAGAGUGGAUGGAGUCAUCCAUGGAGCUCCACGGUGGUGUUACCAAGCUCCCUUUCAACUCUUGUCAUUGACAUGAGGAGUCCCUCCACAUGCAGCAUGCUCUGAUAGGGAACCCAGGCAUGGAAUGGGUUCCCAGUACCCCAAUGACUAAUGUUUCAAAUGGAGUAGAAACCAUUGUGCAUCACUGUUAUUCCCACACAUGGAUGACAUUGUUUCCUUCCGUAUUGCUUUUUGGUCACAAUCUAUUGUCUUUGUAAUAGUGUGUUGUAUUUUGCAGAUGUAAUGUGGUUUGCAUACUCGAGCAGCUAGCAUACAGGUGUAUUUUUCUACUGCAUGCCUAAUCCUGCAAACUAUUACUGAAAGCUCUCACAUAGUGUUAGAGAAAAUAAAACUGCCAGGUACUCUGCAUGUAUGGAAAUAUCCUUCAGGUCUCUCUUUACGGAAAUAAUUCUGAAAAGGUAUGAAGCACCACUCAAUCAUUUGGUAGACACUGCUUUGCAUUCAGUGGAACAGAAUUCAGUACCCAGAAGGUACUUGUCUAGAAAACUUUGUGGAGUGUUCUCAAGGGAUGCCUAUCUGGUAUAAAGAUAAGUUGAAAUUGUGUAAAAAUGACUUAAGGUCCCUUUACAUUGGUCAAUAUUAAAGCAGAUAGUCGGG